UAAACAUAAGGCAAUUAGCAAGAUAUUUCACUUGUAUGUAUAUUGUUCCAACAUGGCGGGCAUCUUAAAGAUGCGCGCGAAAAAAAGAGAGCCGUAGAAGCGGCUCCCGAUCGAUGAGAAUUCGCUCGGUGAGGCUCGAGUGAGUCGAACGUGAUCAGGUCGGUUAGUAAUUCCUUAGCGAAGAGAGACCCGGGAACGCGCACACGAUAGCAACACGAAACACGGUACGGAUAAUAUGCGUCGACGACCGGCGGCGCCGUCGCACAUGCGCGCCCUGACGCGCCCCUGUUCGUCCACCGAUUUCGAUUUUAGUCACUCCCGGGUUCGGCUUCGGGGAAAAUCGUUUCGCUUCCGUAGAGAGCCACAUUGUCGAGACGCGUCGUGAAAAAAACUUGCACGGAACUUAGUAACGAUUCUGUCGAUCAAGUAGAUACAAACGCGUCCCUCACGAGCUACAUAUAUUCUUAUAUUCGACGAUCUUCCGUUCGAGUACAUAUUUGUACAUUAAAAGAGUACCAUAAAAGAAAAGGAACAGAAUUUUUUGGCGAUUUUUUUUCUUUGUGUAGUCGUUGGCUACGGAUGAUCAUAUCCAAUACCGAUUUAAUCAUUAGACAUUUACACGGCAACGAGAUUAGACACGCCGAGAAUAACGCGAUAGAAAACCAGUGUUGAUCUGAUCGAAAAAGAAUCGAGAACACGGUGAAAGAAAUUGAACAAUUUGUAGUGUAGUUUGAAUAUCACUCCUGGGAAUCGUGCAAGGGUCAAUAAAUUGUCGCGUGGUCGUUGGUACAACGGUUUCUGACGCGAUACAACACAAAAUUGAACCGGUUCGUAGUCGCGAAUCGAAUGACCGGAUUGGAUUAAGUGACGCUGCGACAGAUGACAAAAAAGAGAGGAACAAAGACACAAGGAAAAAAAGCACAGAGGUACGGUAGACGUAGCAGUGGCGUGUGCCACUCGAUAUCGUGCUCAGUCGCAACGGUUGCCAUUUUAUAGCCGGUCGCUCAAGAGAGAUCUUCGGGGAGGCAAGAAGGAGAGGGAGAACUAAAGAAAACGCGCUGCGAAGUUGGCGUGGAGGUCAAAUCGUAAGCAGCGCGACAAGAACGAAGACGACGGCUACAACGGCGGGUCGGCUUGUACUGGUGGCCUGUAAGGACACCGUGAAGCUGACUAGCCGCCAACUCCUGCAGGGACAGCAACCUGGUCGAAAUUGCAACACAUCGGUCACCACGUCUUCCAACGAGGAUAUCGUGGAGGCCAUUCGGCUCGAGGAUAUCGCGAUGAAGCAAGAACCUGAAGAUGAAAAAGAUUUUUAUUUAGAGGCGGCUGAAUUGCCAUCUCUAUCACCUUCGACUAAUCGUCAUGCAGGUGCUACACACCGUGUUCGUUCCCAUACACGUAGCCUUCGUGCGAUGACAAAUCCAAGCGCAGUUUGGGCACAUUUUGACCUAUGUGCAAAUGAUCCUUUGCGAGCUCAAUGUCGAAUUUGCGGUGCGGUUGUUGUCAGAGGCGGAGCGAAUCCACGUCAAUGUGGUACAACGAAUCUUCAUCGACAUCUUAGAGUACAUCACGGUGGCAGACUCAUUGGCAGUCAUUAUCAUGUAUUACAAUCACCUUCUUCAAGUAAUUCAACUGGCAAAACUAUAAGAAUAGCAGCGCAGUCCUUGGUAAGAUCUCAUAUUAGAAACAUUGCACCAGCACCUAUAUCACAGCAGCAACAACAACAACGUCAACCAAAGACUCUUGUGUUAAAAACAAUUCCCCUAAAAGUAAAGCAGGUUGCACCUACAACUAUUAAAAUGCCACCACGACAAACUAGUCAAGGAAUACCUCAUAAUAUUGUACAUCAACAACCUACAGAGGUUUGUUUAAGAUGGAACAGUUAUCAUAGUAAUAUGCAAAACAGUUUUCCAUCUUUACUAGAUUCUGAACAGUUUGUUGAUGUUACAUUGGCUUGCGAAGGCCGUUCGUUAAAGUGUCAUAAAAUGAUAUUGUCAUCCUGUAGCGAUUAUCUCGCAGAUUUAUUACGAGAAAAUCCGUGUCAACAUCCAAUUAUUUUAAUGAAAGAUCUUAAAUUUUGGGAAGUUGAAGCACUAGUCAAAUUUAUGUAUCGCGGAGAAGUGAAUGUAGCUCAUGAUAAACUGCCCCAACUAUUGAAUGCAGCUGAGGCAUUACAAGUGAAAGGAUUAGCUGGACCCAAUCCUUCUUCACAGAAUUCAAAACCACCUUUACUUAUUCCACAAUCAAAGCCAAUAAUAUCUCAACCAGUUUCGCGAGUCGCUUCAGAGACCAAAGAAAAAGCUUCCACUUCCGGAGUUUCUACGCUUGCUAGUCCUAAACGUGCGCAAAAACGACAACAUUCAGAACCAAUUGAACCAAAACCCUUUACUAAAAUACGUUUACAACGACCUGUUACACCUACAUCACCAACUACUACAGUUAAACUUGAACCUUUAGAUAUUCCUCUCAGUCCUACAGAGAUAUUUCCUGAAAAUAAUGAAGACAGUUCAACUCCGUCGAACUUUGACAAACUUAUGAGUUUACAUGAAGAAGAUGAUCCAGGUGGUAAUGAAACUAUUGAUGGUGAAAGAGAAAUUAAUUUCUGUGAGAUACCUGAACCGCCCGAUAUAAAUGAUAGCGAAGAUCAAAUGGAAUUCGUACCUACGGACUUUUUAGAACAGGAACAAGAUAUAGUCGAAGAAACUGAAAUAGCCACGAACAAAGAUUGCAAAGAAGAAACCAGAGAGGAUAGUUCUGUUGAACUUGAAGUCGGCGAAGGAAAUGGAGUGAAAAAAGAACAAUGUUCAAAAGAAAAAAAACCAGUUUAGUAAGAUAAUCAGUGAAUUCAGUACUUGGUUUGUUUAUUAAAAUAAGAUCUAUGUUUGAUUUUUUUAAAAUAGAUUUUUAGAAUCAUCCAGUAUUGCCAUGAAAUCUUUAUUUUUUAUUGAAUAUUGAUUUCGAUUAUUUUCUUUUUUUUUCAGAAUUAAUACAAAAAAUACAUAAUUAUGAAAUUAUUAAAAAUACAUAAUAAUUAUGUAUAUAUUAUUUUUAUGAUAAUGUUUUACAAAAUUUAUCGUUACAAUAGAUUUCAUAAUUUGAAAAUUCUAUUUUAUUUAUAUUUGAUCAAUUAAAAUAUAGUGUGAAGUUAUAUAAUGAUAUAUCAUUUAUUCUUAGAGUAAUAUGGCAAAUAUUUCAUCUACAUUGUAAAUAGAACGUAAACGAUAAAAAAGUAAAACUAUUUUUACCACUUACUACAUGAAUCGUAGUGAUACGAUAUAUAUCGGAUAUCUUUCGAAUAUUUUCUCCAAGUACACAGUUCAAAACUGAUAUUUCUAUACAAAAAAUAAUGCCAGAAAAUAUGAUUUAAGUAAAGAUUACUAAUUAAUUGUAUAUAAUUACAAAAGUACCUAUAACUAAUUUUAGUUUAAUCGUACAAUUAAAAAUUUGAGUUUGACAUUGACGUUUAAUUAUUACAACGUCUUUAAUUAUUAUAAUAUCAUAUCUUUAAUUAUUACAAUUUAUUUGUUAAAAAAAACUCGAUCUACACUUUUAUAUUAUAAUCUUGUAAUUCAGAUUAACUUCAGUAAUCAAGUAGAAGUUAAUCAAUCAUUUUAAAUAAUGCAAUUUUUACUUUGAAUCAUUGUUGAAAAUUUACAGAUUACCUUUCUAUUUCUAUUACAAAUAUGCUAAUAACAUACAAAGAAUGUUGCUUCUUUGAUGAAAAGUUGUACCUGUUAACUUGAAAAGCGUUUGCAGUAUAAUCUAAUGAAGAAACAGUACAACAAAUUAAUGUUUUUUUGUGUUUUAUUUUUCUUUAUGUUUAUUCUAUUCUUUUAUUAUAUAUAUUGUAUGUAUGCAUUAUUUGAAAUGGUAUGUCUGAUUUUACUAAUAAAUUAAUAGAAAAUCAAUGCAUUUAUAAUAUAUUAAUCAUAAAAAAUUAAUAUUAUAUCAAAUUGCAAAAUUAACAAAUUGAUAACUCAAUGUUAUAUUUUUUAUUAUUGUAAUCUUUUUCUUAGAUUUUUAAAAAUUAUGUAUUUUUUUUUUUCAAAAAAAAAUUAUUAUACCUGUAUGUAAGCGUUAUGUAAAAGUAACAUUCUACGUAUAUGGUAUAUAUUACAUAGAAGCUAGAGGCAAAAUUUUAUUGUAAAAAUCUAUAUCUAUAUGAUUGGAAAGUAUAUGUACAUUGUAACAUGUGAAAUUAUGUCUUAUAAAUAAAUUGCUAUAAUAGUACAUAGC
This is a messenger RNA of Apis florea (little honeybee), 4236 nucleotides long. RefSeq lists its product as uncharacterized. Gene Ontology annotation, biological process: regulation of transcription by RNA polymerase II. NCBI's taxonomy places the organism in Eukaryota, Metazoa, Arthropoda, Insecta, Hymenoptera, Apidae. The record is from RefSeq and is a predicted model, not a curated record. Gene Ontology annotation, molecular function: protein binding; DNA binding. Gene Ontology annotation, cellular component: nucleus.